UUUCUGUAUAGCUGCAGUGGCCUCUCUGUCUGCUCCAGUGGGCUGCAGAUGUUUUUCUCACUGUGUAGGAAUUCGCUUAAGGAACUCAAGGUCACAAGUUGUACUGGUCCUGGUCUCCAUGGUGAUCAAAUUUUGUCAGUGAUUAGUCAGUGCUGUGAUCACGUGACUAGUGUGGAUGUAAGCUGGAGUGGAGCAACAGACACAGGAGUGAAGGCUCUGACGGAUUACAGAAAAGGCCUAAAAUCUGUUGUCCUGAAUGGCUGUCAAGUCACUGAUGCCCCACUGAAAGAACUUGUCCUGAAACACAAAGACAGCCUGCGCAGGUUGGAGGUGUUUGGCUGUCAGUUCCUUACUUCAUCCUGGCUACAGACAGUAUAUGAGAUGUGCUCCGGCCUUCAGCAUCUAAACAUCGGACGAGUGCCAAAAAUCACCGUAAACAGCCUCACUGGGUUGACAGCACGGCUCAAAAGCCUCAUUUCACUGAAUCUCACAGGACUACAGGUCACUCAUGCCAUAGUUGAUACUUUGCUCCAGAACUGCAUUGAACUUCAGAGUCUGUCCUUCAGUUCCUGUCCUGGAGUCACUGACCUGACACUGCAUAGCAUCAGCAAAUAUUCACCUUGUAUCAGAGCUGUUGAUGUGAGUGGCUGUAAAGCAGUAACAGAUGCAGGUGUUCAGUCUUUGGCUCUGGGCUGCACAAGACUUCAGCAGCUGGAUCUCAGCUCCACCAGCACCGGAAACAGAGGGGUUUCUCUGCUAGCAAAUUACUGCAACAGACAUCUUCAUACCAUCAAACUCAGUUUCUGCCACAUCACCGUAAAGAAAAUACUGAAGCUUUGCCAACAUUGCAAGAGGCUGAAGGUGCUUCAUCUCUAUGGCUGUGCACAUCUACCCACUGAACACGAGAUCAAAGAAGUGAACAGCACCGUUAAUGUUUCCCCUUUGUCCUGACCCUGACAGUUAUAUCUCCACGAAAUAUUUAUUGAACAACUCAAAGAGGGAAAUGUUGAUUUAGCCAAGUAUGUAGCAUUAUUAGUUUUAUUUUUCUAUGCUAUUACAUGAGCAACAGGCUAAAUGAGGUCUGCCAUGGUCUGAGGGACUAUUUUCAAGGAUGACUAAAAAGCAUUUAAUACCGGUAUAUGUGCUUGACUGCAUGCGUUUAAAGAUUGUUAUCAGAUGUGCAGAAAUCUGAAGGGUGUA
Messenger RNA from Maylandia zebra (zebra mbuna), 1200 nucleotides. RefSeq names its product F-box and leucine-rich repeat protein 13. The record is from RefSeq and is a predicted model, not a curated record. Gene Ontology annotation, molecular function: protein binding. Gene Ontology annotation, cellular component: SCF ubiquitin ligase complex. Gene Ontology annotation, biological process: SCF-dependent proteasomal ubiquitin-dependent protein catabolic process. Lineage: Eukaryota; Metazoa; Chordata; Actinopteri; Cichliformes; Cichlidae.